CAUGCUACUACCACUAACAAAUAUGGUAUCAAGUUUUCGGGUCUCUGAACUACAAGUGCUGUUGGGCUUUGCUGGACGUAAUAAAAGUGGACGCAAACAUGACCUCCUGAUGAGGGCAUUGCACUUGCUGAAGAGUGGCUGCAGCCCAGCAGUUCAGAUAAAGAUCCGAGAACUCUACAGGCGCCGAUAUCCCAGGACAAUAGAAGGUCUUUCUGACUUGUCUACUGUAAAACCUUCUGUCUUCACUUUGGACAGCAGCUCAUCUCCAGUAGAACCUGAUUUAGCGGCUGCUGGCCUGCAUCCGUUACCGUCUACUUCAGUUGCUCCUCAAUCCCCUUCCUCGCCUCUUAGUUCAGUGCUACUUCAGGACACAAAGCCUCGCUUUGAGAUGCAGCAGCCGUCACCUCCAGUUCCACCUGUGCAUCCUGAUGUUCAGCUGAAGAGCCUCCCAUUCUAUGAUGUGCUUGAUGUUCUCAUCAAACCUACAAGCUUAGUACAGAGCAGCAUUCAGAGGUUCCAAGAAAAGUUCUUUAUCUUUGCUUUAACACCUCAACAAGUCAGAGAAAUCUGCAUUUCCCGGGACUUUUUGCCAGGAGGCAGAAGGGAUUACACUGUGCAAGUUCAGCUAAGGUUAUGCCUGGCAGAAACCAGCUGCCCUCAAGAAGAUAACUACCCUAGUAGCUUGUGCAUAAAAGUAAAUGGGAAGCUCUUUCCAUUGCCAGGAUAUGCUCCACCACCCAAAAAUGGGAUUGAGCAAAAGAGACCUGGGCGCCCCUUGAAUAUUACAUCUUUAGUCAGGUUGUCCUCUGCAGUGCCAAAUCAGAUUUCUAUUUCCUGGGCAUCUGAAAUUGGAAAGAAUUACUCAAUGUCUGUGUAUCUUGUACGUCAACUCACUUCAGCCAUGCUGCUGCAGAGGCUAAAAAUGAAAGGUAUUCGAAACCCUGAUCAUUCCCGAGCAUUAAUUAAAGAAAAACUGACAGCUGACCCAGAUAGCGAAAUUGCCACUACCAGUCUGCGAGUAUCACUAAUGUGUCCUCUGGGGAAAAUGAGGUUGACAAUUCCCUGCCGUGCUGUUACUUGUACCCACCUGCAGUGUUUUGAUGCUGCUCUCUAUCUACAAAUGAAUGAAAAGAAACCCACCUGGAUAUGCCCUGUGUGUGACAAGAAAGCGGCAUAUGAGAGUCUCAUCUUAGAUGGACUCUUUAUGGAAAUUCUAAAUGAAUGUUCAGAUGUAGAUGAGAUCAAAUUCCAGGAGGAUGGUUCCUGGUGCCCUAUGAGGCCGAAGAAGGAGGCUCUGAAAGUUGUUAGCCCGCAGUGUACCAAGAUAGAAAGUUCCAGCAUGGUCAGCAAGCCAUGCUCCAUGCCCAUCAGUGAGGUCAGCAAGAAGAAAGUUGAUGUCAUUGACCUCACUGUUGAGAGCUCGUCUGAUGAAGAGGAAGAUCCGUCUCCCAAAAGGAAGUGCAUAUAUAUGUCUGACACACAAGCAAGUCCCACCAAAGGGGUGCUCAUGUAUCAGCCAUCUACUGUACGAGUGCCUGGAGUGAGCACAGUGGAUCCUACUGCUAUUCCGCCAUCAUUAACUGACUACCCUGUACCAUUCCAUCACCCACCAAUAUCAAGUAUUUCAUCAGAUUUGCCUGGUUUGGAUUUUCUUUCUUUAAUCCCAGUGGAUCCACAGUCUCCCUUCCUUAUCUGCAUCAUUGUUUGUUUCAAGCAGUACUGUCCUCCUAUGUUUUUGGAUAGUCUCACCUCAACGUUGCCAACAAGCACCACCCCCAGCAACAUCAUCACCUCCACCAGCCACCACGAGAGCAGCACUCGCGUUAGCUCCUCCGGCCGGAGCGAGACGGCAGUUAUCACCAGCAGCGGGAGCAACAUUCCAGACAUCAUCUCUUUAGACUGAAAGCUGGCAAAACUCUGCCCAUCUGGAACUGCACAGGGCUCUCUAUUCAUAUGCCUAAAUCCCUGGACCUUCAGUACCUUGGACUUUAUUUUGAGUAUUUAUUGAAGGGAGGGGUAAAUCCACUUUGGAUUCUUUUACCCUCUGUACAUGGACCGAGACUACUACAAGGGGUAGGUGGGGACUUGACUGGAAGGAUUCUGUUUUUGUUGUCUUGGGUUUUUUCCUUCUCUGCUUGGGGAGAAUAUAAUCUGUUUGAGAACAUCAGCCCUUCAAGCUUGUUCUGAAGAAACUGACAUGGUUUUACUAUGUGGAUUCCAGCCUGGAUUCAAUAUGUGAACUUUAAUUUUUUUGUUACAUUUAGCAAUAAUGUAAACAGUUUUUUUUAAAAAAAAAAUUAAAAAGCACUUACUUUUCAGAGAAUGACAAGGAGCUUAUGUUUAUUCCAGAUGUAAGGACAAGAGGGAGUUGGCGUUUGAAUUCUUACCAUUUUGCCAAGGCCUGGAAUAAAUCUUCAGUGGAGGAUGAACUUUUGUGAAAUAAUAGUUGCAUAAACUGUUUGCCUCUUCCCUUCCUCUCCAGUCAUGUCACCAUCCCCUUUCCAAAUCUGGAUGGAUAUAUACAUACAUAUAUCCUAUUUGGAAGCUCAUGCUGCUGCGAGACUAUUCAGUUAACUAAAAAAAAAACCCACAAAAAAGUGGGGAGAAAGAAUGCUAUGCAAAAUUUGCUUUAUGCAUCUAAUUCACGUUCACAAAACUAUGAAUGCAAAGCCCAACAAUUCACUUCCAGCUUUGUCAAUUCUUGGAUGAAGGAAACGGGCAAAGAAAAGAAAUUCUGCUUCUCCAAGUCCUGCAAAACGGCCAGUGCUUCAGAUUUGAGUGUGGUGUUAAGCACCUGCCGUGUUAACUUGUUAUGCCACAUUUUGUUAUCCACACCAGGAUUUGUACCUAUCAUGAGGUAGAAACUUUUUACAGCUGUACAAUCCACAUUACUUAAGCCAAGCUGCUGCUAGGAAGAUUGAUCCUCAUUCCCUUUAUAAUAGUUAUAAGAAUGAUAUACUUGACUGCAUAGAUGACAUAGCAUUUCGCACUAGGGUCUUGUCAAAUCCCUACUUUGGAAAAAUAAUAAUAAAUGUUCCCGUUUGAAGAGA
Molecule: messenger RNA, 3050 nt
Organism: Rhineura floridana
Lineage: Eukaryota; Metazoa; Chordata; Lepidosauria; Squamata; Rhineuridae
Product: E3 SUMO-protein ligase PIAS2
Exons: 14
Coding region: 2-1903 (633 amino acids)
Biological process (GO): regulation of transcription by RNA polymerase II; protein sumoylation
Molecular function (GO): zinc ion binding; SUMO ligase activity; transcription coregulator activity
Source: RefSeq, a predicted model, not a curated record